Haliotis rubra (blacklip abalone) is the source of this 693-nucleotide messenger RNA. Its product is annotated as multimerin-2-like. The coding region runs from base 57 to 605 and encodes 182 amino acids. The transcript has 2 exons. Lineage: Eukaryota; Metazoa; Mollusca; Gastropoda; Lepetellida; Haliotidae. Gene Ontology annotation, molecular function: protein binding. The record is from RefSeq and is a predicted model, not a curated record.
AUGUUCCACCAGAUCGCUAUAAAUGACCGUCGGGAAGGCGUCUCCGAGCUGUCAUCAUGGAGAACGUCCACGUACAUGUCGUUGCAGCUCUGAUCAUUGCAGCUCUUGGCGCAGGGGGCGAUUUAGUCAGAUCAGAUCAUGUCAGCAGGCUGGACGCCCGACUCGAAUCUCUGGAACGUCAGCUUUUGGCACUCAACUCAACACUCCAAAACAGAAUUUCCAGGACGGCUGUGGCAUUCGAGGUAACCUGCAACAGGUCACCUUUUACCCUCUACACCAAUGAAAUCUACAAGUGCGACUCAGUAACCCUAAACAUUGGCGGGGGCUACCACGCAGCUACUGGUAUAUUUGAGGCUCCAGUGUCCGGCACCUAUCUGUUCUGGGCUAGCAUUCUACCGUAUAACGGACAUUCCGUGUACGCGAUUCUGUACAAAGAAGGAAGAAGUCUGGGUCUCGCUCACGCCUCUGUAGGGUCUGCUGCGAGUUUGUCAUACAUUGUUAGGCUCACGCGAGGACAGAAAGCGUGGUUUCAAAACCUCAAACAAACAUCCAUCUGGGGGUUUAAACACUCGACUUACGGAGGAACCUUGAUUCAUCAGCUGUAACAUGGUUUCCAUGGUUACUUGACUCAUCAGCUGUAACCAUGUGACAUCUUCCUGUCCGGAUUAAAUAUGAAUAAAGAAACAGUCUAUA